This is a messenger RNA of Daktulosphaira vitifoliae (grape phylloxera), 4290 nucleotides long. Its product is annotated as structural maintenance of chromosomes protein 3-like. Gene Ontology annotation, biological process: mitotic sister chromatid cohesion. The coding region runs from base 289 to 3903 and encodes 1204 amino acids. Gene Ontology annotation, cellular component: chromosome. NCBI's taxonomy places the organism in Eukaryota, Metazoa, Arthropoda, Insecta, Hemiptera, Phylloxeridae. The record is from RefSeq and is a predicted model, not a curated record. Gene Ontology annotation, molecular function: double-stranded DNA binding; protein binding; cohesin loader activity. The transcript has 26 exons.
GUAGUAAAAUUGAAUUAAAUAAUUAGUACAUGUUUAUUGUAGAUGUUGUUGAACAUGCAGGACCCUCGAUAGAUAUGAAAACGCGCCAAAACAUCAUACUACGGGAUUUCCAAUUUGGCGAUCGCAUACAAAGAAAUUAGUGCAUGGUCGCCCUUUCUUGUUUCUGUUAGUCUAGUAAUGGUUUGUGAACGUCGAGGUAUUAUAUGUUCAUGGAUUGCUGUUUAUAACAGAUUUUUUGUUAAAAUUAAGUAUUUUAAGUAAUUUUUGAACUUAUCUAAAUUUUAUGACAUGUAUAUUAAACAGAUCAUUAUUCAUGGAUUUAAGAGCUUUAAAGAACAAAUUAUCGUUGAAACCUUUGAUAAAGGACUCAAUGUUGUAGUGGGCCGUAAUGGAUCUGGAAAAAGUAACUUUUUUAGUGCUAUACAGUUUGUUCUUAGUGAUGAAUUUUCAAACUUACGCCCUGAGCAAAGACAAGCUUUGCUUCAUGAAGGAAUGGGUCCUAGAGUAGUUACAGCAUAUGUAGAAAUUAUAUUUGACAAUGCUGAUAAUCGAUUACCCAUUGAGAGAGAUGAAAUCACACUACGAAGAGUAAUUGGUGCAAAAAAAGAUCAAUAUUUUUUAAAUAAAAAAAUGGUCCAGCGUUUAGAAGUCACAAAUUUAUUAGAAUCUGCUGGUUUUUCACAUUCAAAUCCUUAUUAUAUUGUUAAACAAGGAAAAGUUAGUGAGAUGACUACUGUUCCUGAUUCUGAUCGAUUGAAACUUUUAAAAGAAGUAGCUGGAACUCGAAUUUAUGAUGAACGUAAAGAUGAAGCCAUUAGUAUAUUGAGAGAUACUCAAGCAAAAUUAGAAAAAAUUGAUGAAUUUAUUAAUAUGAUUGAAGAAAAAUUUUUAACAUUGGAAGAAGAAAAAGAAGAACUUAGAGAAUAUCAAACAUGGGAUAAAAAAAGAAGAGCUUUAGAAUUUUAUAUAUACGACAGAGAAUUGAAAGAAAUAAAAAAAAAGCAUGAUAAAUUAAAUAUAAGUAUUAAAAGUUUUGAUGAGAAACAAACACAAUUUGUAUUUAAGCUUAAAGAUGCAACUGAUCAAAUUAAAAAAGUUGCAAAAUGUCUGCGUGAUGUUAAAAGAGAAGUCAAUACCGUCAUUGAAGAAAAAGAAGCGCUUAGCCUAGAAUAUCAAGAGUUGAUGAAACAAAAAAUGAAGUUGAAAUUAAUUAUAAAAGAUUUGACUGAAGAAGUUGAUGGUGAUAAUAAAUCAAAAAAACAAGCAUUAAAUGAAUUGAAGAAACUUCAAAAUUCAAUUAAAAAGAAAGAGGAUGAACUUUUAAACAUAAAACCUAAGUAUGAAAACCUUAAAAGAAAAGAAGAGGAAUGUUCUAGAGUAUUAGUGUUAAAAGAGCAUAAACAAAAACAUUUGUAUGCUAAACAAGGAAGAGGAAGUCAAUUCUUAUCAAAAGAGGCACGUAACGAAUGGAUACAAAAUGAGCUCAAAUCUUUAAAAAAGCAACUUGAAAACAAAAUUGACCAUAAAGAAAAGUUAGUUAAUGAUAUACAGCAUUAUGAAAAACGACAUCAUGAACUUGAAUUGAAAAUUAAGGCUAAUCUAGUUGAACUGGAAAAACAAAGAGCUGCUAUUGACUCAUAUAAUACAAAUUUUUAUAAAUUCAAAAAUUCAAAAAACCAGCUUCAAAGUUUUAAAAAUGAAUUGUGGCGGCAACAAAAUGCAUUACAACAUAAUUUAUCCUCAGUGAAAGAAGAAUUGGCCAAAUCUGAUCAAGCAUUACGUAAUAUAGCAGGAAAAGCUAUAUUGAAUGGAAGAGAUAGUAUUAAGAAAGUAUUGGAUGUAUUUAAACAAAGAGGUGGAGCAUAUCUUGAUGAUGCUUCACAGUAUUAUGGCCAAGUAAUUGAAAAUGUUAAAUGUGAUAAAAAUAUUCAAACAGCAGUUGAAGUUACUGCUGGCGGAAGACUAUUUUUCCACAUAGUUGAAUCUGACAGAAUUAGUACUCAAAUACUAAAGGAAAUGAAUCAUCAAAAUUUGCCAGGAGAAGUAACAUUUAUGCCACUUAAUAGAUUAACUAUACGUGAUAUGAGAUACCCACAAUCUAAAGAUGCUAUUCCAAUGGUUAAUAAAUUAAAAUAUGAACCACACUUAGAUAGAGCUAUGAGAUUUGUGUUUGGAAAAACAUUAAUUUGUCGUAAUCUUGAAGUUGCUAUUAUGAUUGCUAAACAAAAUACAUUUGAUUGUAUUACUAUUGAUGGUGAUAAAGUAUCAUCUAAAGGAACUUUAUCUGGAGGUUAUUUCAAAAAUGAAAAAUCUAAAUUGGAAAUUCAAAAUCAGCGUAACCAUUUGCUUCUUCAAAUCAAAACGAUUGAAGAUGAACUUACCGGAUUAAAGUUUCAGUUAAAUGAAACUGAUACUAAUAGUAAUAUAAUUAUGUCUGAUAUGCAAAAAAUUGAAACCAAAAUGAGCCAAUCGAGAAGCAAUAUUGAUAAUUUGAAAGCUGACAUAAAUCUGUUAAAAGGAGAACUUGGAGUGAUUCAAAGUUGUCAAGCAUCAAAUGAAAAAUUACUAGUUCAAGCAUCGUCAAAUUUGGAAUCAAUGUUAAUUGUAAAAAAUGAAUUAGAAACUGAACUUCAUCAAGAGCUUCUGACUCAACUUUCCAUUAAUGAUCAAAAAGAAAUUGAUAUGUUAAAUGACGAAAUAAAAUCAUUAAGACAAGAACGUGAAUCAAACUUUGCUUUGUUAGUCAAGUUUGAAGCUGAUAAAAAUAAAUUGGAAAAUUUACUCAACAAUAAUUUGAUUAAACGACGAGAUGAACUUAAACAGGCAAUGCAAGAAAUAUCUUAUGAAGACCGGAAAAGAACUUUAAAUAACAGCCAAUUAGAAUUUGAAUCUGUAACUAGAACACUGGAGACACUUAACAUCAAUAUAAAAAAUAAUGAUGAAAGACUUCAAGACUAUAUGAAAAAACUAAAUAUUUACCAAACUGAUUUGGAUACAUGGAAAAUUGCUGAAAGAGAUGCUCAAGAAAAACUUGAAAAUGAGUCUCAAAAUCUAGUUACAGAGUUAUCUAAACAAAAUGCCUUAAAAAAAAAAAUGACUGACUGUCAAGCUAAAAUUAGUGAUUUUGGACCUUUUCCAAAUGCAGAAUUAAUGAACAUAUAUUCCGAUUAUUCAUCGAAGAAUUUAUUUAAGGAGUUAGAAAAUGUUAACAGUAAUAUGAAGCGCUUUAAAAAUGUCAAUAAAAAAGCUUUUGAUCAAUUUGUAUGUUUUUCAGAACAAAAAGAGAAAUUAAUAACUAGAAAACAAGAACUUGAUAGAGGCUAUAUAAAAAUUAAAGAACUAAUGAAUGUAUUAGAACAAAAAAAAUGUGAAGCAAUUCUUUUCACAUACAGACAAGUGUCAAUGUAUUUUACUGAAGUAUUUAAAAAACUUGUGCCAAAUGGGUUUGCACAACUAGUAAUGAAAUCAGCUAAUGAAAAUAAUUCUACUACAUCGAGUUCAGAAAAUGAAAAUAAUAUUGAUAGUUAUACUGGAAUUAUGAUAAAAGUUUCUUUUGAUGAUCAUGGUACAGAAAUGUGUGAAAUGAAACAAUUGUCUGGUGGUCAAAAAUCAUUAAUUGCUAUGGCAUUCAUAUUUGCUAUUCAAAAAUGUGAUCCAGCACCAUUUUAUUUGUUUGAUGAAAUUGAUCAUGCCCUAGACCCUCAACAUCGGACUGCAAUAGCUAAUAUGAUACAUGAAUUUUCUGACCAUGCUCAAUUUAUUGUUUCUACAUUUAGACCUGAAUUAUUGCUUUACGCCAACAAAUUUUAUGGAGUUAAAUUUCGCAAUAAGGUCAGUCAUAUUGAUAGUAUUACACGAGAUAUAGCUUAUGAUUUUGUCGAAGAUGAUGAAUCGCAUGGUUAAAUAAUAUUGUUAAGAACUAAUUUUUAUUUUCAAUGAAUUUGUAUAGAUUUUUUCUUUGUUAUUUUAAUGUUGUAUUUUGCAGGGCUAUUAUAAAGCUAGGACUAUUGUUUGUAUUGAGUUUUAAAUAUUUUGUAAGAUAUUUUACUUUUGUUCCCUUGUUUUAUUUUGUUGAGUUUUUCUGUUUUUGUUAUACUGUAAAUUUCUUGAUUUGUUUUCAAAUAUCAGAUGUUAUACAUGUUUUUGAUAUUAUUAUAAUUGAAAAAUAAUUUCUUAGAUAAAUUUGAAAAAAUUGAAUUUUUAAAAGUAUGAAAAAAAAUAGUAGUUUAACUGUAUUUAAGCAAAUAAAUAAACUGACAAAUAAUAAUAAAACAUAAUAACAGUUUAUUA